AUGCCAGUCGAUGAUGAGAGAAUGCAAUCCCUCCAGGCACUCCGAUCCCAGUUCUCCCAGGCACUCAAAGACUUCGCCUCGUCUUCAUCAUCAUUCCGUAUUCUGCGAAGCAUACCUGGGACCCACGCACCAUCCUCAGCACCUGUCUGCACACUCUUCGUGCUUGACUCAAGUUUCAAUCCACCAUCGAAAGCACAUUCUAGUUUAGUCAAGUCUGCAUUGUCAUCGUCAACACUGACGCGACGCUCGAGCUCUGAGUCAUCAGACUCACUAACGAGUCAUGCACCACAGAGGGUAUUGUUCCUCCUGGCCACGGUCAAUGCGGACAAAAAGCCCAAGCCGGCAGAUUUUGAAGACCGCUUGGUCAUGAUGACUCUGAUGGCGGAAGACCUUCGAGGACGCUUGUCCAAUCAAGACUCGUCACAAAAGUCACAGUCACAACAAGACCACCCCCCAGCGACGAUACCAGUCAUCGAUAUCGGAAUCACGAAGGAGCCAUAUUUUACUGAUAAAGCGACGAGCAUUGCCCAAAGUAACAUCUACACACCUUCCUCCCCGAACCCGGAGGACGAUGUGGAACAAGUCCACAUCACGGGCUUCGACACGCUGACCCGCAUCUUCACGUCGAGAUACUAUCCGAACUCCGACCCGCCGCUGGCGGCACUCGAGCCGUUUUUGUCGCGCCACCGCAUCCACGCCACCAUCCGAGUCGAGUCGAGUUCCGCCAACGAUGACGAUCUAGAGGACGAAUUCGGUACGGUCGAGAAGCAACAGGGCUAUUUGGAUAGGCUUGCGAAGGGUGGAUUGGAGGGUGAGGGGCUGAAGCGCGAAUGGGUCGACCAAGUUCAACUGGCCGUGGACGAGAGUGGAGAGGCGGAUGGGGUUAGUUCGACGAGUGCGAGGGAAUGUGUCCAGGGUGGGAAGAUUGGGGAGCUGGGCCAGUAUGUGUGUGAGGGUGUGAAGGAGUGGAUAGUGGAGAGGGGGUUGUAUAGAGAUUGA
Exophiala bonariae is the source of this 999-nucleotide messenger RNA. RefSeq lists its product as uncharacterized. The coding region runs from base 1 to 999 and encodes 332 amino acids. Gene Ontology annotation, cellular component: cytoplasm; nucleus. The transcript has a single exon. Lineage: Eukaryota; Fungi; Ascomycota; Eurotiomycetes; Chaetothyriales; Herpotrichiellaceae. The record is from RefSeq and is a predicted model, not a curated record. Gene Ontology annotation, molecular function: ATP hydrolysis activity; nicotinamide-nucleotide adenylyltransferase activity.